Messenger RNA from Paramecium tetraurelia, 2559 nucleotides. RefSeq lists its product as uncharacterized. The record is from RefSeq and is a predicted model, not a curated record. Gene Ontology annotation, cellular component: cell periphery; cell septum. Gene Ontology annotation, molecular function: chitin synthase activity. The transcript has 5 exons. Lineage: Eukaryota; Ciliophora; Oligohymenophorea; Peniculida; Parameciidae.
AUGUAUAAGCCAAUAGAAUUAGAAUUAAAUAAAGAAGUGGGAUUUAUGGUAGUGAAUAAUAGUUUUCAACAUUCCGACGACCAAGAAGGAAUAUUUGAUGAAAGAACAACUACUUCGUUAACACCUGUUGAUAUUUUUCAAGGGUCAGGUCAAAAAUAAGAGGAUUAGGGCUAAGGAUUGAUAAGCACUCUAUUAAAUAACUGCUAAGACUAAUAAAACGAAAAUAGAAUAAAAGUUAUGAUAUGUAUAACUAUGUAUUCUGAAAAAUUAUCAGAAUUAGAGAAAUCUUUGGCUGGCAUAGGAAAGAACUUAACUCACCUUUUAGACAUUGGGAUAGCACCUCAUUAAAUAGCAGUGACUGUAAUUUUUGAUGGAAUCACUAAUGUUCAUAAUGUGGCUGGAUCUUAUCGAGACAAUAUCGUUCCCUAUUUUUCAAGCGAAAUCGAUAAGAAAUAUGGGUUUCAAUAGGAGUAGACAUUAACCUAUUAAUACAAUUAAUAUUAGGAAUAAUUGAAACGCUUCUAAGAUUACAAGCCAGAAAAUAUUAAAUAUCUCAGGGCUCAUCCAGAUGAAUUACUAAAAAAAUAUAAGAAGCACAGAGUGGCUUUGAAAAAGACAAUGGAAAGAUUAAAGGGGUCGCAAUAUAAUUUGGUUGAACAGGAUGAAUGGAUAGAAUAGAACAUUGUUGAUGCGAUGGAAGACUAGUAUAACAGGGCCAAAGAUUAUGUAUAGAAUAGAAAAAAUACGGCGUGGGUCUAUUAAGAUGGUUUGGUGGAUAAAGGAUUGGAUGGUAUACUCCCUAUAUUUUAUACGUUUAAAUUUUCUAAUGGUUCAAAAUUAUCAUCUCAUAUGUGGUUUUUCAAAGGAUUUUGUAAAAUAUUCAACCCAGAUUACUGUGUAUUAAUGGAUGUUGGUGCUAAUCCUUAAAAGGAUGCAAUAUUCUAACUAAUAAUGGCAAUGGAACAGAAUCCGAAAUUGGGGGGAGUGUGUGGAACAAUGAGAAUUUAGAUUGAGGAGGAUGAUAAAGAUGAUGUAUUUUCAAUUUAAAAAUGUCAAUCUUGUGAAUAUGACAUAGCACAUUUGCUUGAUAAAUAAGCGGAAGCAGCACUUGAUUUUAUUCAUGUCCUUCCUGGUGCAUUCUCUGCAUAUAGAUACAACGCAUUCUUUAACAACUAUUAAGAUGAUGAGGCUAGGAUGAAUACUAUAUUGGAUAAAUAUUUGGGGUAGGUGUUGGAUCAAAAUUAUGAACACCAAACCUUAUAAGAGGCUAACAUGUUUUUAGCUGAAGACAGAGUUCUGUGUAAACUGUUAUUUUGCAAUGGAUACUAUCUUAGAUAUAUUGCGAGUUCUUUGGUUUAUGUAGAUCCAUGUAGUUCGUUGAAAUCGUUGAUUCUACAAAGAAGGCGGUGGAUUAAUGGAUCAUGGCAUGCUUUGUCUUAUAUAUCUGAUAAUUACGAUGAUGAUCUAAAUUCUAGUUAACAUUCUUGGUGGGAUAGAUAAAAAUUUAAAUUAUCUAUUACUUAGGCCAAGAUUCAGUAACUCAUGAUAUAUUUUAUGGAGUCAUUUCAAAUUCUUUGGCUAUAUAUGAUACUGUAUGCUAUAGUAGAUACUGGAGAUUUGGGAUUAAAUAACUUUAUUAUUUCAACAGUCAUUGCCUUCUAUGUGUAUUUGGUGUUUAUGAUUAUUUAUUUGGCUAUUAACUAUGAUCCUGCAUUAAUUAGAGAGUUGGGAUCCUCGGAUAAACAGAAGGCAGAGACGGAUUAUUACUUCUCAAGACUCUUCUUUGUGUCAACUUGUUUGGGGUUCAUCAGUCUUGGCACUGUAGUAUACACAAUCUAUUUGCUAAUCUCAGAAAUAUUCUUCAAUUUUGGAUUCAAUGAUAUAGUGGAGAAACCUUAAGUUCCACAGAGUUACUACUUGGUUCUUGUGGUUGUGUCUAUAGGAUCCAUAAUCCUACCAAUAAUGUCAUCAAUCUGUCUACUGCCUUAAAAUAUAUUAAAUGCAGCCUUGACCAUGAUCCCAUACUUUUAUUAUCAACCUACUUAUAUGCAUUUAUUUGUCAUCUAUUCGUUUUGCAGAAUAGACGACUUGUCAUGGGGCACGAAAGGACUGACCAAUACAGGUUCUAGUUCAGUCAAUUCUGACAAAGCCUAUUAAAAGUUUAAGUUCCUAUUGAAAUGGAUAGUACUUAAUACUUUAUUCACUGCAUGUUUAUUGAUUCUGUUCUAGAUACAACUAUAUCUGCUUCCAUAGGGUUUAAUCCUAUUUAUCUCAGUCAUCUUGACAUUACUAACUAUUCUAAAAGGAUGUUUGGCCUUGUGGUAUAGGAUCAAAUAUUAUGGAAUUUCAAGACAGAUAAAUCAAUAUAUUCAAUCAAAAUCUACUUAGAGGCUGGAUAAAGAUUAUUUUGAUGAGAAGAUAAAAGCUAUCAAAAAAACAAUUAAUGAAGGAAAUGGAUUAACUGCUGCUUCAACGAAUUUGAAAUAAGACAUAUCAAAGUAUAGCUAUGUAAGAGCAUCAGCCUUUGUUGCAUUUUUGGAGAAUUUUUAUAAAGGAUGA